Messenger RNA from Dicentrarchus labrax (European seabass), 2936 nucleotides. RefSeq names its product hedgehog acyltransferase like, a (gene hhatla). The record is from RefSeq and is a predicted model, not a curated record. Gene Ontology annotation, molecular function: acyltransferase activity. The coding region runs from base 223 to 1776 and encodes 517 amino acids. Gene Ontology annotation, biological process: negative regulation of N-terminal protein palmitoylation. Lineage: Eukaryota; Metazoa; Chordata; Actinopteri; Moronidae. Gene Ontology annotation, cellular component: endoplasmic reticulum. The transcript is spliced from 13 exons.
ACCUCCUCCUCCUUCCGUUGAGUCCGCAACAUCCCGACUGGCCGAGGCUGGUGAUCGCAGGCAGCGGCAAGCCCCCACAAGACGGAUGAAUUAGAAAAGCUGCAGUAACCACCGCCACCCCCUUUUCUUUUAUUUAUUUAGUGAAGAGUCGGUCUGUAAACACUGCUGUCCUCAUCUUGACAGUGUGAAGCGGAUACAAGGCUUCCAGUGUGCAGAUUCAACAUGGGGAUCAAGGCUGCCCUCCCCAGAUAUGAGCUGUAUCUCUACACAGCUGUACUCGGCGUGGCCUUGAUAUGGGCAGGCAGUUGGAUAUUUGAAGCUUCAAGUGAUAACAUAAACAGAAAGGCCUUCAAAGAAAGUGUGAAACCAGGAUGGCAUUACUUUGGCAGGAAAAUGGAUGUUGCGGACUUCGAAUGGAUGAUGUGGUUCUCUACAUUCCGCAAUCAUAUCCUUUUUGCUCUCACUGGUCAUGUUAUCUUUGCCAAGAUAUUCACCCUGCUAGCUCCAAAGAUUGGUAUAGAUGGAAGUAAGCACAGAUCCUUGAUCUUUGGUGUGUACGGUGGUUUGGCAGUCCUGGUCACGAUGGGCUGGACCUUCAUGGCUCUGGUUCUGUCUCACUGCAUCAUACUCUACAGCGUUGCCUUGGUCAAAAGCAAGUGGAUGUCCUUUGCAGCUGGCCUGGCCACGCUGGCCUCCAUCAAGCUGGAGCCCUAUAACUCCUGGCAGGAAUCCUUGGUGACGGGAUCUUUUGACCUGCAAGACAUCCUGUUCUAUGGAGGCUGCGGCUUCAGCAUCAUGCGCUGUAUGAGCUUUGCAUUAGAGAACUGUGAGAAGAAGGAUGGCAACUACACAUUCUGUGACCUGCUGAGAUACAACUUCUACCUCCCCUUCUUCUUCUUUGGACCUAUCAUGACGUUCGACAGGUAUUAUGCCCAGGCGAAUAACACCCAGUUGACCCGCAAGGAAAGGGAGAUGUGGAACAUCACCACCAAGGCCUUGUUGCAUCUGGGAGUUAUUCUGGUGGUGGACAUGUUCUUCCACUACCUCUACAUCCUGACAAUCCCCAGUGACAUGAAGCUGGUCACCAAGCUUUCUGACUGGUGUCUGGCUGGUCUGGCUUAUUCCAACCUGGUGUAUGACUGGGUGAAAGCAGCUGUGAUGUUUGGUGUCAUCAACACUGUGGCUACACUGGACCACCUGGACCCUCCUCAGCCUCCCAAGUGUAUCACCAUGCUCUACGUCUUCGCUGAGACGCACUUUGACAGAGGCAUCAAUGACUGGCUGUGCAAGUAUGUUUAUGACUAUAUUGGUGGCGAUCACGAUAAAAUCUUCAAGGAGCUCCUGGCAACCUUCUGCACCUUCGCUAUCACCACCCUGUGGCUGGGCCCAUGUGAGCUGGUGUAUAUCUGGUCCUUUUUCAACUGCUUUGGCCUCAACUUUGAACUGUGGGUGGCCAAGUUCUUCUCCCUUCCGCCAUUUUCUACCAUAGAGGGUGCAAUGGGUGAAGCCAUGUCACGCAGGAUCCGGGGUGUGUUCAACGCUGCCAACUUCUGGACCAUUGUCCUCUACAAUGUUCUCUCCCUGAACAGUUUGGAGUUUGCCAAACUAGUGGGAAGACGACUGAUUUCCAAAGGUUUUCCCCUGUCCACCCUCUCAGUGUUACUUGUAACCUACUGUGGUGUGCAGUUGGUAAAGGAAAGGGAGAGACAACAAGCCCUGCUGGAGGAUCCAGAGCCAGUGAAGCCAGUAGAUGGUGGCAAAGAAAAAGCAGAAUAAACAGACAGGAAAAACUGACUUUCACAGACUUCAUGGUCAACAGCCCCCUCAUAUUGUUCCAUUCUCGGCCUUGCAAACUGCACCGAACUAGACUGUAACAGCCAGUCAGCACUUAUAUUGUUCACAAGCCUGUGUUUUUGCUUGGGUUUGUCAGAAGCGAGGCAAUGUUUUGAACUGUGAAAUAUCCUCAAGUGCUCUUGCUGUAGAUAAUCGCCACAUCCUUUGGCACAAAUCCACCGAUGGUGCAUUUUGUAUUGGUAUUUUAUCUGAACUUAAGAUUGUUUAGCAAAUGAUAGGGCUGCCAAAUAUUUUAAGAGGCUACACCUUAUAUAAUAUAUAUGGACAUACAGUAUUUUAAAGGAAAAGCUACAUUGCUCUGUGUGGUUGUCUCCUGGGUUCAUUUUUGAUUUUUCUCAGAUCUGCACUUCUUCUUUUUUUUUAAUCAUAGACAGUGAUUAUUUUUAGUUAUAUGGGGUCUUAACUCUGCCAUAGAUGUUAGAUCUUAAUCAUCAUAAUGUUUAAUCAUACUGAAAGGGUUAAAAACUUGAAAUCAGAGUGUAAUGAAGAAAAAUAAACAAAGGGUGCUGUGGAGGUCCUCCACAUAGCUAGGAUUUAAAUGUAAUGUAUAUUUUCUCUACUGUCACUAAGCAAUUAUACAUCACAAUGUUUAGGAUAGUCUAUUGUUCAUUGAGAAUGUAUUAGAUGUUGAAAAGAUUGAAUGUAGUUCAACCGUCCAGAGAACGACAGCUUUACUCCACCACCAUAUCGUCUACAAGAGAUUACUGUAGGUCUGACAUUUUGGCAUAUCUCCCCCCCGCCCUAUUUCACAUGAUCCAGACCCUCAGUUCGCUAUGAAAGGCAAGGCAGGGAAUAUGGGUCAGUCUUGUCCUGCCUGUCACCAAAACCUGCUGUGUGUCUUCAGUACAGCAGGCACUGAGAGUUUAUGCAGAUUGUAAUGCCUUGUCUCAUUGUAGGCUUUUUAUUUAAAGGUGUUCAUUUCAAAAGUUUAACGUGAAAUUAAGUUUUAUUUCAUCCAAGAGCAACACAAGUAUGGCUAUGAGUUUGUUUUGUUGCAGUACGGAGAGGGGAUUAAAAUGGAUGUAUUAUUGUUUGCUUGGAUGGAUAAUCACGUUCUGCAUUAAAACAUUUUGACAAUUUCA